AAAUCUCACUUUCGAAGAUUCUGUUUUGGAGAUGAAGCCAGCAGGUCGGUUUCCGGUGAAAUAUAUAGGGCAAAAAACUGUAACUAGUAAACUGGUCAAGCCGUCGAGCAAGCGGCUUCCGACGGUAUCUAAAGCUAAAGCCCCUAAAAUUGUCAGGAUUUGUGUCACCGAUGGGGACGCCACAGAUUCUUCUAGCGACGAAUGUGAACGGGCGAGGCAUCAAAGGGUGAAAAGGCAUGUAAACGAAAUCAGGAUCGAAGAUUGUUCCGCUGUCAAUUCCUCCAAGCCAGCUAGCAAACAAAACAGGCUAACAUUUAAUAAAAGCAAUCAGGUAAAUAUGAUACCAAAGAAGCAACAGCAGCAGUGUUUAUCCAACGGCGUCAAGUAUCGUGGCGUUCGAGAAAGGCCGUGGGGGAGAUGGGCGGCCGAGAUCAGAGAUCCUACGAGUCGAACCAGGGUCUGGCUCGGUACUUAUGACACAGCUGAGGAAGCUGCUUUGGAGUAUGUCCGAGCCGCGAUUCGAAUCAAAGACCCUAAUGCUCUCACAAACUUUACGAAACUUCCGGUGAGACCUUCUACACCGGAGGUUGAUCUCGAAAUGAUUUCCGGGUAUGAGUCGGCUCACGACUCUUCGGAGCGCAGCGAAAGCCAGUGGAAACCCCUUGACGAACUCCAAAUAGAACACAGUAAUUUAUCAGAUGAGUAUUUAUUAGCAGAUCCAGGUGUUUUACGCGAUCACUUCAAUGCUGAUAAUCUUCAACCUAUAUUGUUUGAUGAAAUGAGUUUACCAGAAGACAUUUUCGAACUUGAUUAUGCUGAUAUUUCUGUAAAAUUAGAUGUUGAUUUCGGAUCUUGUACAUGGGAUGUCGAUAAUUACUAUUAA
Hibiscus syriacus is the source of this 883-nucleotide messenger RNA. Its product is annotated as ethylene-responsive transcription factor CRF4-like. The record is from RefSeq and is a predicted model, not a curated record. Gene Ontology annotation, molecular function: DNA binding; DNA-binding transcription factor activity. The coding region runs from base 32 to 883 and encodes 283 amino acids. Gene Ontology annotation, biological process: regulation of DNA-templated transcription. The transcript has a single exon. NCBI's taxonomy places the organism in Eukaryota, Viridiplantae, Streptophyta, Magnoliopsida, Malvales, Malvaceae.